ACGUUUGCUCAUUUCUCUCAUCACGAAUCAGACGGGCUGUAACUUGUUGCACACCAAAGUGUUCAUCUUCAAACUACAGGUUUGAAGUUGAUCCAGGAUGCAGUCCUACCUCGUGCUGUUGCUGGGCAUUAUGGCCUCUGCUGCUUCAGCCGAAUGGAGGCGUCCAGUGAUCAGGUUCAACUCGAAGGUGGUGGAGAGCUCUGAGGUGGUGGUCCGACCCGGGGUCCCUCUGGAUCUGAGGUGUGAAGGUGAUGGGCCUGUUAACUGGCAAACCAGGCUGUCCAAGCACAGACGCUUUCUUUCCAGGAGCAACAGGAACGUCUGCAGCUUAAAGGUGGAACGUCCCACUGCAGAAUUCACCGGAACAUACAAGUGUUUUUACACUACUGGGUCACAACGUCGUGAGCUGAUCUCUUCAGUGCAUGUGUAUGUAAAAGAUCCAAACCGAGUGUUCUGGACCAGCAGCACGUCCCUGCGAGUGGUGAGGAAGGAGGGUGAGGAUUACCUGCUGCCCUGCCUGCUGACCGACCCCACAGCCACAGAUCUGGGUUUCCGCAUGGACAACGGGACUACCGUGCCACCAGGAAUGAACUUCACUGUCGACAAACACCGUGGGAUUCUCAUCUACGGCCUCCACCCGAGCUUUAACGCUGACUAUGUCUGCACAGCCAAAGUCAAUGGAGUGGAAAGGACCUCCAGGGCCUUUUCCAUCAACGUCAUUCAGAAGCUACGUUUCCCUCCAUAUGUCUUCUUGGAGACAGAUGAAUACGUACGAAUUGUUGGGGAACAACUCAAGAUUCGUUGCACAACGCACAAUCCCAACUUUAACUAUAAUGUAACCUGGAGAUACACCACCAAAUCGAAACCAAUAAUAGAAGAGAUGGUCCGCUCCAGUGGAGAAAAUCGUCUGGACAUACAGAGCAUACUGACCAUCUCUGCUGUGGACCUCGCAGACACAGGAAACAUCUCGUGCAUCGGCACAAAUGAAGCAGGGGUGAACAGUUCAACCACAUACCUUCUGGUUGUGGACAAGCCCUACAUCAGGCUGUUACCUCAGCUGUCACCUAAACCGGCCCACCUGGGUCUUUCAGUUGAGGUGAACGAGGGAGAAGAUCUGGAGCUCAGCGUGCUCAUCGAAGCGUACCCUCACAUUACAGAGCACAGAUGGCACACUCCUACUUCUCCCAACACAUCCACACAGGAGCACAAGCUCAUCCGAUACAACAACAGAUACCAUGCCACCCUGCAGCUGAAGAGAAUGAAUGUGCAGGAGCAGGGCCAGUACACCUUCUAUGCUAGGAGUGAACUGGCCAAUGCUUCCAUCACAUUUCAAGUCCAAAUGUAUCAGAGACCUGUUGCUGUGGUGAGAUGGGAAAACGUAACAACGCUUACUUGCACCUCAUUUGGCUAUCCAGCCCCCAGAAUCAUCUGGUAUCAGUGUUUCGGAAUACGAUCAACGUGCAAUGAAAACACCACAGGGCUGCAGAUGGCGAUCCCCCUCCAGGCUCCUACAGUGGAGGUGCAGAGGGAGGAGUAUGGGGCUGUGGAGGUGGAGAGCGUCCUCACUGUGGGACCUUCCAGUCGAAGGAUGACGGUGGAGUGUGUGGCCUUCAAUGUUGUCGGCGUCAGCAGUGACACUUUUGCCAUGGACGUGUCUGACAAACUCUUUACUUCCACCCUCCUUGGAGCUGCAGGCAUUCUAACCAUCCUCCUUGUGCUCCUGGUUUUUCUAUUCUACAAGUACAAGCAGAAACCCAGGUAUGAGAUCCGUUGGAAGAUCAUUGAGGCCAGAGAUGGCAACAACUACACCUUCAUUGACCCCACUCAGCUGCCCUACAAUGAGAAGUGGGAGUUCCCCAGAGACAAGCUCAAACUAGGCAAGAUCCUGGGGGCAGGUGCAUUUGGAAAGGUGGUUGAAGCCACGGCCUAUGGUCUGGGAAAGGAUGACAACGUGAUGCGUGUGGCUGUAAAAAUGUUGAAAGCGAGCGCCCAUUCAGAUGAGAGGGAGGCUCUAAUGUCUGAACUGAAGAUCCUCAGCCACCUGGGACACCACAAGAACAUUGUUAAUCUACUUGGAGCCUGCACCUAUGGAGGACCAGUGCUUGUGAUAACUGAGUACUGCAGUCUCGGUGACCUCCUGAACUUCCUUCGGCAGAAGGCAGAGACGUUUGUAAACUUUGUUAUGAAUAUUCCCGACGUUACAGAGCACGCUAAUGACUACAAGAACAUCUGCGAUCAGAGGCAGUUCAUUCGGAGCGACAGUGGGAUCUCUAGUGAAUCCUCGAGCAGUUACUUAGAGAUGAGACCGAGCCAGCUGCCAAAUACAGAAUCAUCUGGAGAUUUUGUGUGCAAGGAGGAGACUGGUGACUGGCCACUGGACAUUGACGAUUUGUUGAGGUUUUCAUUCCAAGUAGCUCAGGGCCUUGACUUUUUGGCUGCCAAAAAUUGUAUUCACAGAGACGUGGCUGCUAGGAAUGUCCUCCUCACCAACCACAGAGAGGCAAAAAUUUGUGACUUUGGCCUGGCUCGGGACAUCAUGAAUGACUCCAACUAUGUGGUGAAGGGCAAUGCACGUCUGCCAGUGAAGUGGAUGGCUCCAGAGAGCAUCUUUGACUGCGUCUACACUGUUCAGAGUGACGUCUGGUCCUACGGCAUCCUUUUGUGGGAGAUCUUUUCUCUAGGCAAGAGCCCCUACCCUAGUAUGGCUGUGGACUCCAGGUUCUACAAGAUGGUGAAGCGCGGCUACCAGAUGUGCCAACCGGACUUUGCUCCACCUCAGAUCUACAUGAUCAUGAAGAUGUGCUGGAAUCUGGAGCCCACAGAGCGUCCAACGUUUAGUAAAAUCAGUCAGAUGAUAGAAAGACUCCUUGGGGACCAACCUGAGCAGGAACAGCUAAUCUACCAGAAUGUGCAGCAGCAGGUCACAGAGGGUGAAGUGUGUGACGAACUCAAGUGCUACGACGGCCCCUGUGACCAGUCUUGUGACCACGAGGAAGAGGAGCAGCCUCUGAUGAAGACCAACAACUACCAGUUUUGCUGAAAGCACCGAUCCACUUGUCAAUCAGUAAAUCAGUGGCUCACCAACCAACGUCGGGGGGAAAAGGUGGAUCUGAUGCGGCUCGUGGCAACAGCACAGCUUGUUCUGAGAUGCAAAGAGUCGCCUUCUCAGCUAUUUUUUUUUCCGCCUGUUGCGCCUGUUCUCCAGACAGACAAGCAGCUGCAGCGAACAUGUGACUUGCUUAUUUGCAGACCAUGAAAGGAGGAAACACGUCAACAAACCACACAAGCAUUCAAAGCUAUACUUUAUCCAAACCUUUUUUUUUUUUUUAUCCCUGGUGGACUGUUUAUUAGUCGUGUUUGAGGUACCACCCUGUGUGUCUCCUUUGUCCCUCAUUCUGACUGUGUUCCUAAAUAUCUAUUGUAAACUAUGUGUAUUUUAAUUUUUUAUUACUGCCUCCUAAGAGUGAUUGUCUUGUUUUUUGUGGAGAUUUAAGUUAGUUUUGUCAGCAGGAUCACUUCCUUUUCAUCAGUUAAUUGCAUGUAUGAGAGCAGCUCAACGGACACACACACUGGAUUAAAACUGUGUUGUACCCAUGUCUUUAUGCCCCAGAUAAGUUAGAUUUUAUUUGUGAUUAAGGUAGAGUCUUAAUUGUAUAUCUAAAGCACAAACUGUUUUUUUCCUCGUUUUUUCUUUUUUCUUUCAAAGCAAAAUCAACCAUAGAGAAGGCAGAGAAUGACUGUGUUUUUUUCCUCUCUGUGCAUUGGUUGUGGCUGUAAUUCUUUUAACACACUCGCAGUAGCUGUCAGUCCACAGCAACAUGUGAUCAUUACGGUGUUCAGUGUGAUUUAGGAGCAGGGAAAUCUGUAGAUCCAUGAUGGAUCAAAAGAACAAUGUCUCAUGUUUGACAAUGUGAAAGUUGUUUUUUUUUUUGCAUAGUACAACUUAAUCUUCUCAUAUCUUACAGCAUCAGAUCAGUGUUAAGAUGUAAGCUUCACCAGUGUCGGUAGCAUGUAGCAGUCAGCCUACACUGCCAAGAUUUUAGAAUGACAUAUAAGCUAGCUGAGAGAUACGAACUGCAAAUUGGUGCGAUGUAAGGCAUUUUAAAUGUGCAUGAACAAAGCACAAGUGAGAUGUCUGAUAAUGUGUGUAUCUAUAAAUCUCAUAAAUCAUAAAUUAUCUUUAUUUUCGCUGGAAUGUCGUAGAGUUGAUAGAAGCACAUCAAUAUUUCAUUUAUGUGUUUUGUGUUUUUAGUGCAAAUGAAAUAAUCAAUGUAAAAGCUGCAAAUCAAGUUGUUGAAAAACUGCCUUAAAUAAAGUUAUACCAUUGAAACUCCA
This is a messenger RNA of Acanthochromis polyacanthus (spiny chromis), 4335 nucleotides long. It is a transcript of the gene csf1ra, whose product is annotated as colony stimulating factor 1 receptor, a. Bases 98 to 3040 code for a protein of 980 amino acids. NCBI's taxonomy places the organism in Eukaryota, Metazoa, Chordata, Actinopteri, Pomacentridae. Gene Ontology annotation, biological process: protein phosphorylation; osteoclast differentiation; cytokine-mediated signaling pathway. Gene Ontology annotation, cellular component: CSF1-CSF1R complex; signaling receptor complex. The record is from RefSeq and is a predicted model, not a curated record. Gene Ontology annotation, molecular function: macrophage colony-stimulating factor receptor activity; cytokine binding; ATP binding. The transcript has 21 exons.